This is a messenger RNA of Hippocampus zosterae (dwarf seahorse), 1078 nucleotides long. It is a transcript of the gene mrps17, whose product is annotated as mitochondrial ribosomal protein S17. Gene Ontology annotation, molecular function: structural constituent of ribosome. The transcript is spliced from 2 exons. Gene Ontology annotation, cellular component: mitochondrial small ribosomal subunit; ribosome. NCBI's taxonomy places the organism in Eukaryota, Metazoa, Chordata, Actinopteri, Syngnathiformes, Syngnathidae. The record is from RefSeq and is a predicted model, not a curated record. Gene Ontology annotation, biological process: mitochondrial translation. Bases 268 to 702 code for a protein of 144 amino acids.
UCAAAGUGGGCCACGCUCGGCGACGUGAACCGCGAGGAGAAGGAAACGACGCGUCCGCGAUGUCUCGCGUGACCUUGCAGUUCCUCAAAACGUAAAUUUGUUCCGCGUCGAGCCCAACGUUAAGCUCGCGGCAGUUUGUGAACACGGCGGAGCCUUGCUUCGCGUUAGCAUGAGCGCGACGUGACGAGUCGCGUCAAAGCGGAGGAACUGCUGACUUUGCGACGACCGCUCUCGUUUCACGCGAGAAGAAGCGGCACAGGAAGAAGAAUGUCGGCCAAGCAGGCGUCCGUGCACGCCAAAUGGAUCAUCGGCAGAGUUAUCGGAACCAAAAUGACCAAGACCGCCAAAGUGCGCGUCACCAGGCUCGUGCUGGACCCCUACCUGCUCAAGUUCUACAACAGGAGGAAGACCUACUUUGCGCACGACGCGCAGCAGCAGUGCACGGUGGGCGACGUGGUGCUGCUCAAGGCCCUGGUCGAGCCGCGUUCCAAACACGUCAAGCACGAGCUGGCCCAGGUGGUCCACAAGGUGGGUCGCGGCGUCGACCCGCUGACGGGCAAGCGGGUGGCCGGCGUCCACUUCCUGGAGCCGCCGGACGAGCUUCACGCCGAGGCCGAGACUUUGGCCCGCAAAGUCCAAAGCUUGAACAUCACGGCCGACGCGUCCAUGUCAAGGGACGAUGGUUUGAAGGAGCUUCCCUAGGUUUUGCCGAGCGCUUCUCCUCAUCCGAGUUGCGGGCGAGCUGCGAGCUAUGCCGGAUGAUUUUGUGCCAGAGGCGGGCGCAGGACGCAUGUGGACGAAUAAGCAUUCCCGCAAUCACUUCUUGAUGAAACAUGAAGCGUGAUCCAAGUGUGUUGGAGGAAUCUGGAGAAAAGCGGCGACGGAUCGCAACCCGACGCUUCAAAUCUUGACGGCGCGCAUGCUCACUACGAGGACCUCCAAGGGGCUGCCUGGAAAGUACUUUUCAUGCUGUACUCCAUGAAAACAAAGACAAAUCCCAGUGCACUUGGACUUUUUGCAUAUUCGUGUCCUUGCGUUGACCAUUAAAUCUAAGUUGACAAUAAAAAGCGCAACUGGC